Messenger RNA from Symbiodinium necroappetens, 395 nucleotides. Lineage: Eukaryota; Dinophyceae; Suessiales; Symbiodiniaceae. The record is from the annotation of a GenBank genome assembly.
AUGAUUAGGGUUUACCAUCACCAUUGUCAGGAGAAGCUCUUGAACGAGGUUGCCUUCAUUGCCGACAGUUUCAGCCCGGCUCCACAUCCGAACCUGAAUGCCGACAUCGUCCAGGCCAAACUCGACGCGCUCCACUACGACUCCGAAGCAUAUGCCUGGAUCCACGAUCGGUUCAAGCUGCAGCCACACGGGCCGGUUGAUGUAGAGAAGCACGCAACCAUCUUCGUCAAGGGCGUGGUGAAGAGUCUGUACAACGAGCACGUGCUCUCCUCAAUAGAGGUCCUCGAGGAAAUCUCGAGUCGGGCCGAAGAGAAUUGCACCCUGGCCGAAGCUGACCUGGAGCCCCUGACGGUGGCGCUGAAGCUGCUGAGCCACCCGGGCCAGGGCCUUCCGAG